This is a messenger RNA of Drosophila takahashii, 2948 nucleotides long. The record is from RefSeq and is a predicted model, not a curated record. NCBI's taxonomy places the organism in Eukaryota, Metazoa, Arthropoda, Insecta, Diptera, Drosophilidae.
UGACUGCGUGCGGUUCUCGUUCUCCGGCGGAACUUGUUGGCAACUGGAAAUAUCAGUUAGUUAGCAAAGCCCUCUUUGCUCACGGGAAAAGUGCUCGACCCUCUUAGAAAACGUAUAAUAACCGCAACGCAGUGCUGACAGCAUGGAAACGGAGUCUCUGAAUCGCAAGAACUCCUCGCGGAAGAGUUCGAUUGUCAACGGGAAUGGGAAUGAUGCCUCCGCCAAGUUGACCAACGGAGAUGCGGACGGCGGCGAUGGAGGCGACGCGGGUGGCGGUGGAGAGGUCACCCUGAAGGCCAAGAUGAGCCUGCUCAAUGGAUGCACAGUGAUAGUGGGCUCCAUCAUCGGAUCGGGCAUCUUUGUGUCGCCCACGGGAGUGCUGAUGUACACGGGCAGCGUGAACCUGGCCCUCAUCGUUUGGGUCAUUUCCGGACUUUUCUCAAUGGUGGGCGCCUAUUGCUAUGCGGAGUUGGGAACAAUGAUCACCAAAUCGGGAGCUGAUUACGCUUACAUCAUGGAGACCUUCGGACCCUUCAUGGCCUUCAUCCGUCUCUGGAUCGAGUGCAUGAUCGUGCGACCCUGUUCCCAGGCCAUCGUGGCCCUUACCUUUAGUACUUACGUCCUGAAGCCCUUUUUCCCGGAAUGCUCUCCUCCCGAGGAUUCGGCCCGCCUGCUCGCCGUCUGUUGCAUACUUGUGCUAACCCUAAUCAACUGCUGGGACGUCAAAUGGGCGACUGCUGUGCAGGAUAUCUUUACAUAUGCGAAACUGCUGGCCCUGUUUAUCAUCAUUGCCACUGGCAUAUACCAACUAUCCCUGGGCAAUGUGCAAUACUUUACAUUUGAGAACACGGACACAAAAGUCACCUCCAUCGCCUUGUCCUUCUACUCCGGACUCUUCGCCUACAAUGGAUGGAAUUACUUGAACUUCAUCAUUGAGGAGCUGAAGGAUCCGGUGAAGAAUCUGCCCCGCGCCAUUGCCAUCAGCUGCACCCUGGUGACCGUUGUCUAUGUGAUGGCGAAUGUCUCGUUCUACACCAUCCUGUCGCCCGACGAGGUCAUGGGUUCCUCGGCCGUGGCGGUGACCUAUGCGGAGCGGGCCUUUGGCAUGCUGGCCUGGACCAUUCCAGUUUUUGUGGCCCUCUCCACCUUCGGAGCUGUGAACGGCAUUCUGCUAACCUCCUCGCGACUCUUUUAUGCCGGAGCCAAUAAUGGCCAGAUGCCGGAGAUUCUAACCAUGAUCCAGAUACAGAGAUUCACGCCCACUCCCGCUGUUUUGGCCAUGGCCCUGCUAUCCAUGUUGUACCUCACCGUCUCGGACAUUUUUGCUUUAAUAAACUAUGUGGGCUUUGCCACUUGGUUGAGUAUUGGCGUGGCUGUCUUGUGCCUGCCCUGGUUGAGGUGGGCCCAACCCAACCUGCCCCGUCCCAUCCGAGUGCCCCUGGUCUUCCCCAUUGUUUACCUGAUCGCCACAAUGUUCGUGACCGUGGUGCCCAUGUACGCCAGUCCCGUGGAGACUGGCUAUGGUAUCCUGAUGAUCCUGUCCAGCAUUCCUGUCUAUCUGGUCUUCAUCGCCUGGAAGAACAAGCCCAUUUGGUUCCAGAAGACCAUGGGCGGACUGACACAAGUUCUACAGAAACUGAUGAUGGUUGUGCGUCCCAAAGCGGCGUCAAAGUAAGCCUCACACGAUUCCUACAGAAAAUGCUCAUGGUACUCGGAAAGCAGACGAAACCAGCUCAGGUGUAAAAAGUAAGGGACGUUCUUCUUCGGGGAAAACAGCAAACAGAGAUUAGAUUUCAAGUUAGCCAAGAGCAGAGAAAAGCAUUUAAAAGCACACAUUUGAUUGCCUGGAUGCAUUAUAUAGACAACGUAAACGCUUUUGUGUAGCCAACCAAUGAUAUACAUACAAAAAGAAACACACGAAAUUUCUGCCAGCUUCUGGGCGACAAUACGAUAUAUACUAUAUAUAUUUUUAUAUACACAUGUAAGUCUUAAGUUGAAAUCGAAGCAAGGCCCAGUGUCCAGUAGGUUUACGAAGGAGGCCAAAUUAGAGUUCAGCCCUGGAUCCGAACAUAGGACUUAGAAAGACUGUGGAACAAAAAGGAAAAAUACAAGGAAUUACUAGGCGUCCAGAGCUGAACUCAAACAAGGUUCUCCGAUUUUGGCAUUUUUAAGAGAGCAGAACGAGUCUUUUACUAUCUUUGGAGUAUUCUCAAAAAUGUGAAGCGCCCAUGAAAAGCUAUUGUUUAACUCAUUUAGGAACCACAUGCUCUAGGCUUAGCUUUGAAGUAGAAAGGCUAGAAGAACGCUUGAACAUACUCAACAGAAGGAUCUACAGAGCUAAUUUAUAAAUACCUAUGAAUCACAGACAUUUUAGAGCACCUUUGAUUAUUUUUCCCCCCUUUGAUUUAAGUGAAUCUAGCUUAAGUGGCACUGCAAUUCUAUUUCAUUUACUUAAGAUACGAAAAACUACCUUUAGGUUGCUCAGUUUAGGUUUCAUUCGUGCAUCGUAGAGAGUGUUACCUGUACAAAUCCCGGUCGAAUCUACAAAAUACAAAACCAUCGCCCAAUGCACAUAUCCAACAAGAGAAAAACGAUUCAAAGUUGUUGAACGAAUAACAGGAACAUUGCCAACAUACAUAUUAAAUAUAUCGAGAAUAUCGAGAAUAACACUAUAUAUGCGAGUUGUUGUCUAAUUACGAAGUCCAAUUGAUCUAGCAUUGAUUUAAACAUUCAUUAGUUGUUGUUGCUUUGGGUGUUCGGCAUUAAGUGUUAUUCAUAUAGAAAUAUUAUUGCCUAUUUAGCAUUCAACUAUUUAACUGUUACACACAUACGACAAAAAUAUGGAGCCGCAGCUGGGGAAUCUGUUUAACUACUAUGAAACAUAUUGUUGACAAUAAUAAUGUAUUUAUAUAUAAAUGUAUAUUAUAUUAAAUGUAUACCCUAAACAA